Molecule: messenger RNA, 1179 nt
Organism: Puccinia graminis f. sp. tritici CRL 75-36-700-3
Lineage: Eukaryota; Fungi; Basidiomycota; Pucciniomycetes; Pucciniales; Pucciniaceae
Exons: 3
Coding region: 1-1179 (392 amino acids)
Source: RefSeq, a predicted model, not a curated record
AUGAACAGCAAGCCCACCCCGACAAGCCAAUCCACCAACACUGCAACUACCCCAGUCCCAGCUGACAAGUCAAACAACAACAAGGACGCAACCCCAAAAGCCGACACCGACCCAACACCAAAUAAGGGAUUUCCUCGAUGGUCCAUUGAAGAGGACAAGAAGCUUUGUAUCGCUUGGUUGAACACUAGCCGGGACGCAAUCGUUGGGAAAGGCCAGAAGGCCACGACAUUUUGGGAACAAAUUCAUGCAACCCUGACCGAACUCAUCACCGAAUACAACGAGGAGAAGAAUCAUUCCAGGAAUGUCAAACCUCUCCCUUUACGACCUGUCGGCGCAGUUGAAUGUCGUUGGGGACUCAUCCUCAAGAGCGUCAACAAGUUUGCUGGCUUCUACUCAAACUUUGAACGACGAUUGAAGAGUGGGAAAACUCGUGACGAUAUUCUUAGCGAGGCUAAAGAGCUGUACAAAACCACUUUGGGGUCGCCUUUCAAUCUUGACCAUUGCUGGGGGAUAUUGAAAGACACCCCAAAGUGGCAGGCUACCCAACGAGAGAACGAGGCCAGAACAAAGAAGACCACCAAGUCGGAAACAGCCGCCCCCUCAACCGAUGCUUCUAGCUCUGUGGUUGCGGUCUCAAGCCCUCGGGUAGUUGAUAUCGAGGAUAACGACUCGGAGCCUAGUCGAUCGGUGCUUGGUAAUGGGCGUGUUGAAGGUCAAAAGGCGGCCAAACAAAAACGAGCCGAUGAGGCUUUGAUCGAGAAGAUUGUCGCAAUGCAAAAGGAUUUGGUCAAUAUUUCACGCGAACGUUUAUCCGCGAUGAACUCGGCUAAGGACGAUGCAAUAAUGUCAAAAGAUCUUUCGUUAAUGGACGACGAGAGUCGCGCUUAUUAUCAAAGGAAACACCGAUUGAUUAUGGCUCGUGAGUUGGAACAAGAAGAGAAGGAGAAAAAAGAAAAGGAGAAAAAAGAAAAAGAGAAAAAAGAAAAAGAGAAAAAAGAAAAAGAGAAGAAGGAACUUGAAGAAAAGGAGCGACGCGAGAAGGAAGCAUUGGAGGCCGAUGACGAGGAGGAGGAGGCCGAAGAUGAGGAGGAGGAAGCCGAAAAAGAGGACGACGAGGCCGACGGGGAGGAGGAGGACAUGGAGGACAAUGAGGAGGAGGAAGCUUACGAUGAAGAAUAG